AUAAAAUAUGUUCCAUGUCAUCCCCAGUUAUUUUAAACAUGUGGGCAUGUUUGCCAGUUGGCUUUGGCUCGUGUACUUUACAAAUAAGAUCUUUUUUCGUCCACUUAUAUGAUAUCCAUCUGACCAGGCCAUUGGAAAAAUUGUCAUUUCUUUUCCAUGAAUGACACCUCAUAUUCACUUCCGUCAACAUAACUAUCUUCCCCAUGUUAGUAUGUACCACUUGCCCUCAUACCAUGCAGCUACAUGGUCAUCAACAGAGAAAUUCCUCGCAUUGGCCAGAGGUUCAUCUGAUUCAGGGAGUAGGACAGCAUCGAUCAUACUUGGUUGUUCCACUCCAUUUGAUCCAUGGGAUAGGUCAACUUGUUUUCUGGGAGAAGUUUCUUGGGAAUCAAUCUCCGGCCUUUUAUCAUGGCCAUCAUUGACGUUUGCAUACUUUACUUUCAGGUUAACUGUUUGUUUAGUUUAGUUUAGUUUAGUUUUAUUGUUAUUUACAGUGGUAGGUUCAAUACA
Owenia fusiformis is the source of this 510-nucleotide messenger RNA. The record is from the annotation of a GenBank genome assembly. NCBI's taxonomy places the organism in Eukaryota, Metazoa, Annelida, Polychaeta, Sabellida, Oweniidae.